Messenger RNA from Carya illinoinensis, 967 nucleotides. RefSeq lists its product as uncharacterized. The record is from RefSeq and is a predicted model, not a curated record. The transcript is spliced from 3 exons. The coding region runs from base 6 to 668 and encodes 220 amino acids. Lineage: Eukaryota; Viridiplantae; Streptophyta; Magnoliopsida; Fagales; Juglandaceae.
ACGGGAUGGGGAUGCUCGCUUACUGGCCUCUUUUCCCUCAAUAUUCAUGUCUUGUUUGUGCCUCUUCAUUGUUGUUCGUUUUCUUCAUUUCUUUCUGCCAAGGCGCUACCUCACAUCAGAAAUACCAUGAAAACAACCCAACCACCCCCAUCCCAACCGCCCAGCAACUACCUCUAUUUGGCUAUGCCAAAAACAGAGCAACCCACCACAAUUCCACCUUAAACCUCAACUCCUUGUGUCAAGCGAACCUACCGCAAGCUACCCAGUCCAACUGUAAAUCAAUGAGAAUUGCAACCUCUCCUCAACCAUCGUGUAUCCUGAUAGUUGCACUGAAUGGUUGCUCCAUCAACAACCUCCAUGCUCGGGUAUAUGCGUGUCCCUUUGUCCUUCUGACAUAUAAUGCCGUCACCACGUUCAGCACAGGUCUAGUGGCACCUCCGCUCGCUUCCACCGUUUUUGUUGCCCUCAAUGUCUCCCUCCAUCUCGAAGCUUCAACCUCGGCUCAGCCACCCACUGCCCCGACUUCUCAUCAUUGCGCCGGAUUGGACAUCACCUGCUUUCGUGCUCUUUGCCAAACCACUCAGUUCCACCCACCUCUACACCCUCUUCUCGUGAAGAUAGUGGCAGUGAGUAAGGUGCUCAAAUUACUUACGCUAAUCAGUCGGUGAAGUUGCCCAUGGUGACAAAACCAAUGGAUUGAGGAAGCUUGGUUUGGUUUACAUUUCUUUGUUUCCUUAUGUUGUUUCUGGAUUGUGUUGCAUGACCUAGGCCAUUGCUGUAGCAUGCUCUGUUUUUUGGGAUUUUGAUCAGUAGGAUAUAUACACAUGCAGAGCAUUUUAUUCUUCCCCGUUAAUGUUUGAAUCUGGACUUUUAUCUUUCAGCUACUAGAUUAGAAGCUCUCCAACUUGAGGAUCAUAUGAUAUUGAAUAUUAUCCAAAGAAACAUUUUGCAAAGCAUCUUAAAACAA